This is a messenger RNA of Bombyx mandarina (wild silkworm), 720 nucleotides long. RefSeq names its product neuropeptides capa receptor-like. The record is from RefSeq and is a predicted model, not a curated record. NCBI's taxonomy places the organism in Eukaryota, Metazoa, Arthropoda, Insecta, Lepidoptera, Bombycidae.
AUGGCUGGCUGGAUUUACGUCAGCACAACAUACGCUUCGGUUCUCACUGUCGUUGCGUUCUCAAUGGAACGGUACGUGGCCAUUUGCCAUCCGUUUCACAACUGCGCUUUGUCGGCCUUCAAAAGAGCUAUAUUUGCUAUAUUAAUUAUAUGGCUAAUCAGCGUGGUGUUUGCAAUACCCUUAACUAACUAUAGGAAACCACACUCUUUAACGUUCUCUGAGUAUUCGCGUGUUUGCUUGUUAACCACCGAGCGAGAUCUGCAUAGCUACUUAGCUGGUAUCUCUGUAACUUUCUUCUUUAUACCGAUGACUAUUUUGGCUGUUGCAUAUACAAGAAUUGCCUUGACGAUUAGGUCAAGAAUAUUAUCAGCAGCCGAAUCGUUAAAAAGUCGAGCGAAUAGAGGGCAACAAGACAAGACUGCAAUGAAAGUACUUGCUGCAGUAGUAAUAGCGUUUUUCAUUUGCUGGGCACCCUUCCACGUUCAACGCUUGGUCAAUUAUAAAAUUAGCGAGGGACUAAAAGGUCCUCUGUACGCUUUCACAGGUGUCCUGUAUUAUUUGUCGGCUACAACUAAUCCUAUACUAUACAAUGUUAUGAGUAAAAGACCGGUCAAUGAGUUCACGCACCCUUGGUGUGAAGAGGAAACCGGUGCCCAUAGACAUCAACAAAGCAAAGCAAAGCCGCUCACUCCAAACAAGAACACAAUAUUGCCUGGUUGA